Messenger RNA from Mesorhabditis spiculigera, 1473 nucleotides. The record is from the annotation of a GenBank genome assembly. NCBI's taxonomy places the organism in Eukaryota, Metazoa, Nematoda, Chromadorea, Rhabditida, Rhabditidae.
AUGAGCCGGACCAGGAAAGAAAGUGCCCAUCGGAUGGCCACGGCGAUUGCGAGCUCCGAAGAAUGGAAAUCGUCUACAAAGAGGGAAACGCUCGGAGCCCUUGAGCAAGAGCUGGCCAAGCUCGUCGCGACCACCCAUGAUGGGCCUGAGAUGGAGAUGGCGAGAAAGGAGAUGGGCGGCUUCCUCAACUUGUUCUCGCGAUUCCUUCGAGCGAAGACGCAAAUCGACUGGAAGUCCAUUCAGCCUCUUCCGGAGGGCGCCAUCAAGCCCUACAAGCAGCUCGCGCCAGUUGCCGAUGAUCAAGUAGCGUCAAUGCUCAGCAAGCUGGUUGUCAUCAAGCUGAACGGAGGUCUCGGCACAUCCAUGGGAUGCAAAGGCCCGAAAUCGGUGAUUGCUGUCCGAAACGACCUUACUUUCCUCGACCUCACGAUGCAGCAGAUUCAGCAACUAAACCGCACCUACAAUGUUGAUGUCCCGCUGGUUUUGAUGAACUCCUUCAACACCGAUGACGAUACGCAGAAAUUGCUCAAGAAAUACGCGAACGUCAAGGUGUCCGUCGUAUCCUUCUGCCAGUCGCGAUACCCACGAAUCAACAAGGAAACCCUGAUGCCGAUCGGCAAGGACAUGAGCUCCAAUGACCUCGAAGCCUGGUACCCACCUGGUCACGGCAAUUUCUACGAGGCCUUCGCCAAUUCUGGGCUUCUUGAUAAGUUCCUCGAGCAAGGAAAGGAGUUCUGCUUCUUGUCGAACAUUGACAACAUGGGAGCCACUGUGGAUCUCAGCAUCCUGAACUUUGUGAUGAACCCCACCGACCAGCAAGAACGGCCCGAGUUUGUGAUGGAGGUUACCGACAAGACGAGCCGAUUAUUUCAAAAUUCAGAAUAUUCAACACAAACAAUCCUAUGGGCCAACCUCGGUGCUAUCAAGCGUGUCAUUUCCAACAACGAGCUCGAUAUGGAGGUGAUUGUUAACCCGAAGCACCUGGAUCGAGGACUAGAUGUGAUCCAGCUGGAGACUGCUGCCGGUGCGGCCAUCAAGAAUUUCAAGUAUUCUUGCGGGAUCAACGUGCCGCGUUCCCGUUCCUUGCCUGUGAAGAAGUCGUCAGAUUUGCUGCUUCUAAUGUCCAACCUGUAUGAUAUCGACAGUGGAAGUCUUACGUUCCAUAUAAACAAGAUGCACACGAUCCUCCUGAUGCAGCCGACCGGAAAACUGGAGUCGAGAACGUGGAGCGACUACGAAACCCUGCGGGAAUGUCUUGAAGCGAUCUGCAAAAUCUAUGAGGAAUUUUUGAAGAAGCACAACCCCGGGCAGCCAUCAAUUACCUACGAUGUAAGCAAUCUGUUCGACUUCAUCGACAAGCUCACCGAUCUCAGCUGUAUGGUACUGAAUAAGGAUCGUACGUACAUGCCCCACAACAAGGAAUGGAUCAAGGAGAAGAUCUUUGCCAUGCUGAAAAAUCAAGCUAGCGUCCAG